This is a messenger RNA of Scomber japonicus (chub mackerel), 1494 nucleotides long. RefSeq names its product zinc finger, MIZ-type containing 2 (gene zmiz2). NCBI's taxonomy places the organism in Eukaryota, Metazoa, Chordata, Actinopteri, Scombriformes, Scombridae. Gene Ontology annotation, molecular function: SUMO ligase activity; zinc ion binding. Gene Ontology annotation, biological process: regulation of transcription by RNA polymerase II; protein sumoylation. The record is from RefSeq and is a predicted model, not a curated record.
AUGAUUGGAGUUCAGGCUAAUUACGACAAACUGCUCCCGACCGCCGAAACAAGAGUAACCCCUAGCGACGACCUGCGGCUCACUUUCCCGGUACGUGACGGCGUCGUGUUAGAGCCGUUCAGACUGGAGCACAACCUGGCCGUCAGUAACCACGCCUUCCAGCUGAGAGACUCUGUGUACAAGACGCUCAUGUUGAGGCCGGAUCUGGAGCUGCAGUUUAAGUGUUAUCACCACGAGGACAGACAGAUGAACACUAACUGGCCCGCAUCUGUACAAGUGAGUGUUAAUGCCACUCCUUUAUCUAUCGAGAGAGGCGACAACAAAACCUCCCACAAGCCUCUCUACCUGAAGCAGGUCUGUCAGCCGGGACGCAACACGGUGCAGAUCACAGUAACGGCCUGCUGCUGCUCGCACCUGUUUGUGUUACAGCUGGUCCACCGGCCGUCGGUCAGGUCUGUGCUGCAGGGUCUGAUGAAGAAGAGACUGCUGCCGGCCGAGCACUGCAUCACCAAGAUAAAGAGGAAUUUCAGCAGCGGGACGAUUCCCGGGACCCCCGGGCUGAACGGAGAAGACGGAGUCGAGCAGACGGCCAUCAAAGUUUCUCUCAAGUGUCCGAUCACGUUCAGACGGAUCCAACUGCCGGCCAGAGGACACGACUGCAGGCACAUACAGUGUUUUGAUUUGGAGUCGUACCUGCAGCUGAAUUGUGAAAGAGGAACCUGGAGAUGUCCUGUCUGCAAUAAAACGGCGUUGCUGGAGGGUCUGGAGGUGGACCAGUACAUGCUCGGGAUCCUCGUCUACAUCCAGAAUUCGGACUACGAGGAGAUCACCAUCGACCCGGUUUGUGGCUGGAGGCCGGUGCCCGUUAAACCAGACCUGCACAUAAAGGAGGAGCCGGACGGUCCGGUGCUGAAACGCUGCCGCACCGUCAGCCCGAGUCACAUGGUCCUGCCCAACGUGAUGGAGAUGAUCGCCGCUCUGGGGCCGGCGUCGUCUCCUUACCAGAGUCUGACAGCAGGGGGCAGAAACACCCCCGACUACAACCGGCCAGGGAGUCAGCAGGGCUUCUCCAGCCAAUCAGGAUUCACAGACUUCCCCAACACUCCCGGCACUCCGACGCUGGGAGAGUACUCCUCCUCUGGACCUCCUCCUCCUCUGUCCUACCAGUCUGAUCAGGCUCCUCACUCGGGCCGGCUCGAACACUCCCACGGCCUCCUGCAGCAGCACGGCUCCGGUGUCCAUGGCAACCAGAGCCUCGGCGACGCCGGAAGCCCGCUCCCGCCGAGGAACGCCAACUCCCAGAAUUCCCGGCUGCAGCCCGAAGGCGCCUUCGGUCUGGGAGGCCCAGGAGCACCCGGAGGAGACGGAGCCGAUCAUUCAUUAGAUCUUCUUCCUGAGCUGACCAACCCAGACGAGCUGCUGUCGUACCUCGGACCCCCCGACCUCCCCAACAACAGCAGCGACGACCUGCUGUCACUGUUCGAGAACAACUGA